Molecule: messenger RNA, 981 nt
Organism: Gloeophyllum trabeum ATCC 11539
Lineage: Eukaryota; Fungi; Basidiomycota; Agaricomycetes; Gloeophyllales; Gloeophyllaceae
Product: Metallo-hydrolase/oxidoreductase
Exons: 4
Coding region: 1-981 (326 amino acids)
Biological process (GO): hydrogen sulfide metabolic process; glutathione metabolic process
Molecular function (GO): sulfur dioxygenase activity
Source: RefSeq, a predicted model, not a curated record
AUGUCUACAUUGGUAUCGCCGCAGGGUGCCUCCGUGUCCGUUCCCCAGAGCUCUGUCAACAGCUCUGCCGGAACACUGGCUGUUCCUAGUCAGACUCACGUCGACCUAGGGGAGAACACGCCCAACGUCUAUAGUUUCUUUGAGCGGGUAACCUCCACAUGGACCUAUGUUGUCGCCGACCCUGCCUCCAAUGACGCUGUUGUUAUCGACCCGGUUCUGGAUUACGAUCAUUCCUCCGGGAGGAUAUCCACGGAAACCGCCGAUGGUGUCAUGGGAUUCAUCCUUGAUAAAAAUCUCAACAUUCGCCGCAUCCUCGAGACCCAUGCCCACGCAGAUCAUCUCACGGCCGCUCAGUAUCUCAAGCAACGUCUCGGGCAAGAUGUACCUGUAUGCAUCGGUUCUCGGAUCAAGCAAGUCCAAGAGAGUUUUGCGCGCGUCUACGACAUAGACCCGGCUCUUCUUGAAGACACAUUCGAUGUGUAUUUCAAGGACGACGAGCAAUUUAAGCUAGGCAACCUCUCAUGCAAGGUGCUACACUUGCCCGGUCAUACACCAGAUCACCUAGGCUAUGUCUUCGGCAGAGCGGUCUUUACCGGCGAUUCCAUUUUCAUGCCUGACGUCGGCUCUGCGCGGGCGGACUUCCCUGGGGGAAAUGUAAAUGAUCUAUAUAACUCCAUGCAGCGCCUCUUAUCACUUCCAUCGGAUUAUCUCAUAUUCGUGGGGCACGACUAUCCUCCGGAACGAGAGGUCCAAGACGUUGUCACCGUCGCAGAACAGCGUGAGCGAAACAAGCAUGUGAACGCAGGGACGGAUGAGGCGACGUUCAAGACUUUCCGGAGUACUCGAGAUGCUCAGCUCGGGUCUCCCAAGUUAUUGCACCCCUCACUACAGGUUAAUAUCCGGGCGGGGAGAUUGCCCCCGGCCGAUAGGGAAGGAAGGGUGUUUUUCAAAAUCCCGGUCAAGGCUUCGGUGGCGUUAUGA